Molecule: messenger RNA, 520 nt
Organism: Labrus bergylta (ballan wrasse)
Lineage: Eukaryota; Metazoa; Chordata; Actinopteri; Labriformes; Labridae
Source: RefSeq, a predicted model, not a curated record
GGUUCAUCUACACGGGGGACGUGGUCCACCGGAUGCUAACGGCUACACAGUACAUCGCUCCUCUGAUGGCGAACUUUGACCCCAGUGUCUCCAGAAACUCUACAGUCAUCUACUUUGACAACGGUACAGCUCUGGUGGUGCAGUGGGACCACGUCCACCUGCAGGACAACUACAACCUGGGGAGCUUCACCUUCCAGGCCACGCUGCACAACACCGGCAGGAUUGUUUUUGCAUACAAAGAGAUCCCCAUCGAGGUGUCUCAGAUCAGCUCUGUCAAUCACCCGGUGAAGGUGGGCCUGUCGGAUGCCUUUGUGGUGGUCCACAAGAUCCAGCAGAUACCCAAUGUGAGGCGGCGGACGAUCUACGAGUACCACCGCGUGGAGCUGACCAAGAUGAGGAUCACCAAUUCUACAGCUGUGGAAAUAUUUCCUUUAGCCACUUGUCUCCAGUUCACCAGCUGCAGCACCUGCAUCUACUCACAGAUCAACUUCAACUGUAGCUGGUGCCAUCGGCUCAACAG